CCAUUAUUAUCUUUGUGCCUUCCUGUUCUCGAGCGUCUCUUUUCUUUUUUCCUCCUCCUCCUUUUGUUUAUCUUCUUCCUCUACCCAAGUUGAUCCUCAGAUUUGAGAAUAUCUUUCUCUGUCACGACGCUGUUGCGUGUGUCCCGUUCAUUUCUUCACUUCUUUUCUUACCCGCAGCUAAACCCUUACUCUCUUUUAUUACCCUUUGCCCAACUGGCUUGGCUUGGCUGCAUACACUCUUUUACGGGAAAAGAACUCGCUUUCGAUUCAGUAUAAUCUGGUCCUUUUUGAAGACACCUCCUUUUGUAAACCCUUUUUCACCACUACUUUUACAUUGUCCGGAUCCGUUCUCUGAUUCCUGACAUCCUCUUUCGUUUCGACAACCACCGCUCCCUUCAAGAACACCACUCAACGAUCCUCUCUUUCGCAGAGACCGAUUAGGCCAGACUUUCGUUGUUUGAAGGGCCCACGAGACUGAGAGAGGUGUUGGAUCACACGUUCCCCGACAAUCUUCGAUUCUUGACGCAGCUAGUCCUGCCCGUUUUCCCACUCGAACCAGCUUCGAACUUUUUCUUUCCCGGACACCACGCACAGUGAUCGCCACCAUCACCACGACCGACCGACCGCAACCGAGACAUUUAUCGGUCGAAACAAGCAAGUCGGCUUGCAGAAGGAGUUGGGUCAAAACCCAAAAGGAAGAAGGAAUGUCUCCAACCAUGCACAUGACGGCCCCCGUCGCGCAUUACCAGCCGACCUCGGACAUGAUGGACCGUCACGAGUACGGAGUGAUGAAGAGCCGCAAAACGGCCUCGACCGGAGGCGGCCGAGCCUGGAGUGAGGAUGAGGAGGUCUACCUGCUUCAAACUCGCCUCCAGAAGAUGCCGUACAAGCACAUCGCCGCCCACCUCAAGAAGACGGAGCUCGCCUGCCGGCUGCACUACCACCAGCUCAGCCAUGGCUCGAACCGCCGCAAGCGGACCACGAGCGUCUCCUCGGGCUCGUCCACCGGUGGCCACUCCCCUGUCCUCACGGCCACGAUCCCCUCGCCCAUCCACGAGUCCUCCUCCCGGUCCGUCUCGCCCACAGGCAGCAUGUACGGCCCCGGCUCGCCGGCCGGCGGCGUCCAGCUGCCCGCCAUCAUGUCGGGCGGCGGCCACCACUCGCCCCGGCUGCCCGCCAUCCUGCCCAAGCCCGCCUCCAUGAACCUGGCCCUGGCCUCACCGCCCGUUAGCAGGGGCUACCCGGUCUCCAUGUCGGACAUGCAGCAGCAGCACGUCGCGCCCCUCCUGCCCGCCGCCAACUUCACCAGCCAGACGAGCUCCAAGGCGGCGCCGUCGUCGUCGCACCACCACCCCAACCUGCGCCUCGACUGCUCCGGCCUCCCGCCCCCGGCGGCCCCGACCUCGCAGCAGCACAUGCCGCCUGUCGACCUGACCCGCCUGUCGGCCAUCUACGCGGCCCACCGCAACGGCUUCUGGUCCAGCAUCGCGGCCGAGUACGGCCACGGCGCCAGCCCCGCGGCCCUGGAGCAGGCCUGGAGGAACGGUCCCUCGCCCUGCUGCAGCGGUGCCCACCGCCAGCAGGCGCUGACGCCCAUCACCCCCGUCCUGUCGCCCGAGGACCGCGAGGCCUACGGCAUCAGCGCUGCCAAGUCUGACAAGACUCGCAUCUCUGCCAUCCUCGGCAUCGACGCCGACCCUAGGAGCCCCAAGGAGAGGGAGAUGGUCAGGAGGAUGGAGGAGAGGGUUGGCGCGUAAUGUGUGGGCCUCCGUAAAAAUUGGUUAAUCGUGGUUGAGUCUCGUCCCGCGUUGACUUUUUUUUUUGCUGCUUAUCUGGGACUUGCGUCAACUUUUCAGGGUCGCGCCUCUUUGUUUCUCCACCUUGUCUUUCUAUCAAUCCUUUUUUGUCUACCAUGUGCUUUGGGGUUCUCAUGUCGGGUUUCGCGGCUUUCGCUGUCGGGGGUUUCGUCGUCUUUGGUUGGUCUGGCUCCAAGGUCGGAAACGCAAAACAGGGGACUGGUCCGGUGCACGGGCCAAACCUUGUCUCCACCUCCUCCUCUUUUUAUUUUGGUAUUGGGUUACAUUCGAUAACCCUUCUUUCCCCACCUAAAAACUUCCUAUUUUAUUUUCUGCUUCUUGUCCCUCGCUUCUGGAGGGUUGGAUCUGCUGGACCGCCUUUGAUGGCUUUUGCUUUGAGGAAAGACGGCGAGGGGCGACGACCAUGUCUCGUCAACCUCGGCCAAACAACCAACACCUCGACCAUCAGACAUACCACGGUUUGGAUGGCUCACACUGACACAAACUCACCCACACCCACACUCACACUCACGCACUUGCAAAAUACAUCGUACGCCUGUUUGUAUUCGUAUGAAGUAUCAUGAUGGGACGGAUCUGGCCUUGGGACUUUUCCUUUACUAUGCGAUGGCUUUUUAACGUUUACGCCACCUUUUUAUUAUCGCCAACGAACCUCCACCUUUCUCUCGGAGAUGUACUCUUUUAUUAUGGCUUUCUUAUACCGCCUCCAUUUCUUGCCACCAAUAUCACUCUUUUCCAACACUAGCAUGCCUCGGUACAUGUGCCUCGUCGUGUUUAAACACUUUUCCCCAGCUGUCCCAGCCGAGGCGGGUUGCGUCGUCACGUUGAAGCCCAGGGGCAGGGUUGUACUGGCCGAAACCUCGCUUCAAAUUGG
Molecule: messenger RNA, 2688 nt
Organism: Gaeumannomyces tritici R3-111a-1
Lineage: Eukaryota; Fungi; Ascomycota; Sordariomycetes; Magnaporthales; Magnaporthaceae
Exons: 2
Coding region: 705-1757 (350 amino acids)
Source: RefSeq, a predicted model, not a curated record